Molecule: messenger RNA, 1024 nt
Organism: Astyanax mexicanus (Mexican tetra)
Lineage: Eukaryota; Metazoa; Chordata; Actinopteri; Characiformes; Acestrorhamphidae
Product: EBP cholestenol delta-isomerase
Exons: 5
Coding region: 233-922 (229 amino acids)
Biological process (GO): cholesterol biosynthetic process
Cellular component (GO): endoplasmic reticulum; membrane
Molecular function (GO): steroid Delta-isomerase activity; cholestenol delta-isomerase activity; C-8 sterol isomerase activity
Source: RefSeq, a predicted model, not a curated record
CCUUUCUCUGGUGUGAAUACCUGUUGGGCGGCGCGUGCAGCUCCAUUGCACCACAGGUUGAUUGCAUUGCUGUCAUUUAUGACAGGGUAAUUUUUCCAGUUCACCAGAAGCGUUCUGCACGUUUUAAGCCGGUCAAGACUCUCCUGUCCUACAUUUCUACUGGUUGCACUUCAGAGACAACUUCGAACAAGAACUGCAGCUUUCCACCUUAGAUUUCUGCUUAUCAUUCAAGAUGCCAAAAGCAGCAGCAGUGGCAAAUCACCCCUUCUGGCCCAGAGACCUGUCCAUUCCGAACUACAUACCAAAUGACCGUUCCAUGAUUGAGAUUGUCACAUUCCUGUUCUCUGUGUCCGGGCUGUUUGUCCUGGUGGCCUGGGCUCUGACAGGGCAGAAGGUUGCUGGAGGGAGGCUCAGCAGCUGGAGAAGGUUGGCUCUGUGCUGGUUUACAGUGUGUGGCUUUAUCCAUGGUGUUAUUGAGGGCUGGUUUGCUCUCUACUAUCCCAUCAUUCCAGGAGACCAGAGCUUCCUCUCCCAACUCUGGAAGGAAUAUUCAAAAGGUGACAGCAGAUAUGUGAUAGCGGAUAAUUUCACUGUUUGCAUGGAGACAGUGACCGCUUGUCUAUGGGGACCUUUCAGUCUGUGGAUCGUCAUGGCCUUUUUGUUCAAUCGGCCUUACAGAUUUAUCUUGCAGCUAAUUGUAUCCCUAGGUCAGCUUUAUGGAGCUGUGCUUUAUUUCUACACCGAACACAGAGACGGCUACAUCCACAGCGAGUAUGGCCACCCCAUCUAUUUCUGGUUCUACUUUGUCUUCAUGAAUGUCCUGUGGAUUGUAAUCCCUUUCAUUCUUAUUUUGGACUCAUGGUCUCAGCUAUCUAACACUCAAGCCUUGUCUGACAAAACACAGAAACACAAAUCCAAAUAGUUGAAAAAUGAAAUGGGAAUGAAUGUAAUGUAAAUGUACUCCAUUCUAGGUGAUGCCUGCAAUUUUAUAUUUUUAUGAAUAAACUGUCUAAUUUACUAUGAA